GAAGUCUCUUCUUUUCUUAUAUAUUUGAUUUGAUUUGAUUGAUUGAAACGUUUUCACUUCACUCGGUCAUUCACUUCCCACUUCCUUCCACCCACAGAAACCCUAAUCACAAACUCUUCUGAAUGGCUCCCAGAAAACGUCUCCUCAUCAACGAUCCACCCAGCGUCACCAACACCACCUCCGAGUCUUCCGACGACGACAAAAAUGAUUAUAUCCAGCUUCCUUGUUCAUCCAAGAAACAACCGGUAGUCGUCGAAGGAGAAGAAGAAAUAGGAGAUGAAGAUUCAUCAUCCGAAGAAGAAGAAGAAGAUUCUUCAUCUGAAGAACUUCAACAUUCUCAACCUGCUGCUUCCCAAAAUCCUCCACCUUCUACGCCAAAUUCAAACCCUAACCCUAAACCUGUUGCUUCUGCUGAAUCCGGACCGAAAACCACUACACCUCAUGAUACCAAACUCAAACAACACGCUUCCAAGCCCAUCAAAGCCCAACCACAGGCCCAAUCAUCAGCCCAAGCCCAAACCACUCCUAAAUCUGGGAACAAACGUGCUAACGACGACAACAACGCCAAUGGAAAUGCUGCAAAACGUUCCAAAGGCAAAGAAACUGUUUCUGCCGCUGCUGGUGGUAGAAUCUUCAGUGAAGGCGAUGAACUUACUAUUCUGAGAGGAGUUGCUGACUUCCUUUCCAAAACUGGAAAGGAUCCUUCGAAGAAUAUAGAUUCUUUUCAUGAUUUUGUGAAGAACUCGCUUGGUGCUACUGUUACUAAUCAGCAACUUAAGCGAAAAAUUCGUGGCCUGAAGGAGAAAUAUGAAUCGGGUGAUAAUUUCAUUAAACCCCAUGACAAGAAAGCUUUAGAACUCUUCAAAAAGAUUAAAUGGGGAAACAAUGGUGGGAAUGUUGCUGGAGAAGAAAAUGGAAAAGCUGUUGAUGUGAAAAGUCCAAAGAAAGAUGUUAAUGUUAAAGUUAAGCAUGUUGGUUCUUCUUCUAAAAAUGUGGGAAGUGGUGUUGAUAAUAAUUUCAUUUUGAAUGAAAUUUUUCGUUCCAGGGAUGCUAAGGGUUUGCCUUUGAACAAGGAUGAUGGAAAGCGAUUGAACAAGGAUGAUGGAGAAAAAAGGUUAGAAAUGAUUGGUGAAAGCAGGAGGGCUGAAAUGGUGCACCAAUGGAGGCAGCUUCAUGUCGCGGAAUUGGAGGUUUAUGUGAAUCGGGCGCAGUUAGUGAAAGAUCAUACUAGCUAUUUAUUGGAGGAACUCACUAAAUCAACCCAUUAGGAUUAUCUGUCUAUGUUAGAUCUUCCUUGUUUUUCAAGAUUUCUGGUGGAUUGAAAUCGUUGGCGGAGAGAUUUGGUUUGGUUGUGGUUGUUACGAAUCAGGUUGUUGAUUUUAUUGAAGGGAAUGAAAGUGUUAGAAUUGGGAAUUUUA
This is a messenger RNA of Trifolium pratense (red clover), 1418 nucleotides long. RefSeq names its product probable transcription factor At4g00390. The coding region runs from base 123 to 1268 and encodes 381 amino acids. The record is from RefSeq and is a predicted model, not a curated record. The transcript is spliced from 2 exons. Gene Ontology annotation, biological process: regulation of DNA-templated transcription. Gene Ontology annotation, cellular component: nucleus. Lineage: Eukaryota; Viridiplantae; Streptophyta; Magnoliopsida; Fabales; Fabaceae.